AUGAUUAAGGACAAGAACGGACGAAGUGACGAAAUUGCAAUGGAACCGGAAGGACUGGAAGUGAUGACUUACAAGUGCACGUCAAGUGUGGAGCCUGAGGACAUGCGCAUUAUGAAUCACAGCCAUUUGGAACUUAUUGUUAAGGAAUUCCAAAACGCAGAUCGCUGGUUUGACGUCACUACAGAGACAUAUCUGAUAGUAGCUUAUACAAUCGUCAUUGUGACAGGAAUUUUGGCGAAUUCGCUCGUAUGUCAAGUUGUUUUCAAAUAUCGGUAUUUGCGUAAAGCCCGUAAUAUCCUCAUCGUCAACCUUUCCAUCUGUGAUAUCCUUAUGUGUACGUUUUGCAUGCCAUUUUCAUUAAUCAAGCUCACUUUGAAAAACUGGCACCUUGGAGAAUUUGUAUGUCGUAUUGUUCCAAGUCUUCAAAAUGUUGAUGUCCUUGUUUCGACUUUUACUAUUGUUGCCAUAGCGUUUGACAGGUACCGUGCUAUAGUUACUGUCUCCAGAGAAGGACACCACCGUAAUGGUCUUAAGUAUAUUAUUGUGCUGAUAUGGAUAAUUGCCAUUUUUUGUUGUAUUCCGAUGGUAGUCUUCCAUCAUGUGGAGGUACCGUGCAUAAUGGAAUACGGAAUAUUCCAGAUUUGUACAGAAGUUUGGCCUACCCAAACUUAUAAAAGUAUAUAUACAAUAACCUUCACCGCCAUCCAGUACGUGAUGCCUCUCACAGUUGUUAUUACGUUACAUACAAGGAUAUGUUAUGUUCUACGCAUGCGCAUUCGUAGUGAUCCAAUCACAGAAACAGAAAUUAAGCGAGUUUUACGUGAUAUCAAACGUAAUAAAAAGAACAUGAUGCUACUGUCUGCAGUCGCCGUUUCGUUUGCUCUUACAUGGCUUCCUUGGACGAUACUCAAUAUGACUGCUGAUUUUGAUUACCGUUUCUUCAUAGACAAAAACUUCAACCUUAUGUACGCCAUUUGCCUGCUAGUAGCCAUGACCUCCUCUUGCAUAAAUCCAAUCAUGUAUGGGUGGUUCAAUAGUAACUUCCGGCAAGCCUUUAUUAGUGCUCUUUUGUUCUGGAGGAGGGAAGUAAGCGACUCAAUGGAACUGAUCACCAUAAAAUCAGAUUCUAGAGACAAACGAGGAUACGGGGGAAAUGACACUGGUUCCAACAGCUAA
Molecule: messenger RNA, 1176 nt
Organism: Ylistrum balloti
Lineage: Eukaryota; Metazoa; Mollusca; Bivalvia; Pectinida; Pectinidae
Product: neuropeptide Y receptor type 5-like
Exons: 1
Coding region: 1-1176 (391 amino acids)
Biological process (GO): G protein-coupled receptor signaling pathway
Cellular component (GO): membrane
Molecular function (GO): neuropeptide Y receptor activity
Source: RefSeq, a predicted model, not a curated record